UCCAUUUCUUAAAGACGAAGUUGCUCCGUCCUUCAGGAUUCCAAGCAAAUCUCUUGCUGGAUGGACUGGUAGCAUGUAUCUGCUUCAGCCAUGUCGUCAUGGACGGAACUGGGGUUGGCAUAUUAAUUGAGCUCUUGACCGAGUGCUGCUAUUCCUAUCGGGAGCCUUUACAUCCACCAUUCGUCGCCAAAACCGAGACCAAGCUGAGGAGCUCUCUGGUAAAAUUGCCCGGGGUACCAUACAAGAAGGAACUCUUUGCGGGAUGUUACGGCCCAGCAGAGUCUAGUGACGAUGAUUCUUCAGCACUACUGGACGAGAAUUGGACGGAAACCUACCUGUCACCUAAAACUGCAUCUUCCUUUUCUAAAAUCCUUCCCACUUACUCAAUCGAUUGCAUGUAAACGCUAC
This is a messenger RNA of Aspergillus pseudotamarii, 408 nucleotides long. RefSeq lists its product as uncharacterized. The record is from RefSeq and is a predicted model, not a curated record. NCBI's taxonomy places the organism in Eukaryota, Fungi, Ascomycota, Eurotiomycetes, Eurotiales, Aspergillaceae. The transcript has a single exon. The coding region runs from base 99 to 401 and encodes 100 amino acids.